AUGGCUUCGCGCACAUCUUCAAUUAAGCGCCCAACACUCUCUGAAUACCUCCGGUAAGUCCCAUUUCAUCUCUCGCUUAUUCCUGACUUUUUCUGAUUUGAAUACACCAGAAUGAUAGAUGGUCCUAAAGUCGACAUAUUCGUUGGACCGACACGAAAGCACCUUUCACUUCCGAAACAUUUGCUUUGCCACUACAGUAAAUAUUUCGAUGCAUGCUUCAAUGGGGAAUUCCGAGAGGCAAAAGAACAGAAGCUCGACCUCCCUGAGGACAAAUGGCGAUAUUUCGAGGCUCUCUCUUGGAUGUCAUAUUACAAGGUAACACCACACCAAGAUUCGGAAGCCAGUACUUGGACGCCUUGAAAGCUAUGGAUGCUUUGUCUGCCCCAAAAGAUGCUACCAAGUCCCCCAAAGCCCUGAAGAAUGAAUGCCUUGAACUCCUUCAGUACGCCGAUAAAUACGAUCUUGGCGAUAUGGCAUCUGAUAUGGUUUACGACUGCCUGUAA
Messenger RNA from Hymenoscyphus albidus, 503 nucleotides. Lineage: Eukaryota; Fungi; Ascomycota; Leotiomycetes; Helotiales; Helotiaceae. The record is from the annotation of a GenBank genome assembly.